AUGGUGCCACCACUACCGCCACCACCACCACCACCUCUAUUUAGUCAUGCAGGACCAGUACCACCAGUACCACCACCGCCAAUGCCUCGACAGUUACAGCUGAUGAUGCAGCAGAUGCAGAAGCGUCAGCCAAAGCUCCAACAUCAGCCGCAACAGUAUCAAGGAGGUCAACGGGGAAGAGGAAGAGGAGGCGGACGUCACGCAGGACGAGGACGGGGAGGUUUUAUCCAACCGCAUCCUCGACCGAAUCGGGAGUAUGCUUUAUUGCAGUUUCAGCGCAAACGAGGAGCAAGUGACGAAUUGCGUGAUGCCUCGAGGUUUUUUCUCCCGUCGUUUCUAUUGGAUCCGUGGCAAGCGCUGAAAUGUCGUGAAGGGGAUCGAAACUGUGAGGGUGCACUGGAUACGCAGCGUAAACGUGGUUACACUCGAGAGAAGGAAGGGUGUGUGCAUGAUGAGCAACAAGUAUCGCGUACGGUCGCUAAGGACGGACAUGGACGAGUACUGUUUCAACCAUCGUUUCUGGAAUAUCCGUGGAUGAAAAUCGGCGCGUGA
Molecule: messenger RNA, 552 nt
Organism: Peronospora matthiolae
Lineage: Eukaryota; Oomycota; Peronosporomycetes; Peronosporales; Peronosporaceae
Source: the annotation of a GenBank genome assembly